Molecule: messenger RNA, 1537 nt
Organism: Musca vetustissima
Lineage: Eukaryota; Metazoa; Arthropoda; Insecta; Diptera; Muscidae
Gene: Alp4
Product: alkaline phosphatase 4
Exons: 3
Coding region: 86-1537 (483 amino acids)
Biological process (GO): dephosphorylation
Molecular function (GO): alkaline phosphatase activity
Source: RefSeq, a predicted model, not a curated record
GAAGACCAUCAAGAAUGCCCAGAAAAAUCAAGAAAAUGGUUUCAAGCGUAAAGCCAAAAAUAUCAUCAUAUUUGUGGGUGAUGGUAUGGGUCUGACCACCAUUACGGCGGGACGUAUCUACAAGGGACAGUAUUUGAAGCAUGGCUAUGGUGAAGAAGAGAAAUUGGCAUUUGAUGAAUUUCCCUAUACCGGAUUGGCAAAGACCUACAAUGUCGACAAACAAGUACCCGAUUCCGCUGGUACAGCCACGGCCAUGUUCUGCGGUACCAAGACCGACUACGGUGCAAUCGGUAUGGACACCACCCGUUCUAAGACAAAUUCCAAACAAGGACGUCUUACCUCAAUUAUGGACUGGGCUCAAGCGGAAGGCAAACGUACCGGUAUUGUCACAACCACACGAAUUACACAUGCCACACCCGCUGCCACAUAUGCCCGCAUCUAUCAUCGUGAUUGGGAAUGUGAUACAAAAGUGCCAUUGGAAUCGCAAGGAAUUCAUACCGACAUUGCCAGGCAGCUAUUUGAAAAUGCACCCGGUAAUAAAUUCAAUGUUAUUAUGGGUGGUGGUCUCAAGCCAACGGGUGCUACAAAUGCCAAUGAAAAGAUAACCACACCCUGGGAAGGUGAUACUGAAAAUAUUUGUGCUCGUGGUGAUGGCUUGAAUUUACCCAAGAAAUGGUUGGAGAAUGGCAAGGCCAUGAAUGAGAAACGUGAAUUUGUUCAAACGAUUAAGGAUUUGGAUGAGGUGGAUUUGAAAGAAGUUGAUCGUUUGUUGGGUUUGUUCCGUAACAAUCAUAUCACCUAUGCCAUUGGCAAGGAAGAGGGAGAACCAUCUCUGAAAGAAAUGACAGAGGCUGCUAUUGAAGUUUUGCAGCGAGAAGAUUCAAAUGGUUUUGUUCUCAUGGUCGAAGGUGGUCGCAUUGAUCAAGGUCAUCAUCAAAAUUAUGCCCAUGCUGCCCUCCACGAGGUCUAUGAAUUUGAUCAGGCCAUUGAAGCUGCCUUGGAAAACACCAAUGCCAAUGAAACCCUCAUUCUAGUCACAGCUGAUCACUCGCAUUCCGUCACCCUGAACGGCUAUCCUAAACGUGGCAAUGACAUUUUAGGUUUUGCCAACAAAAAGGCAGAUCCCAUGGUCUAUGAAACCAUUAUGUAUGCCAAUGGUCCCGGUUUCUAUGAUCAUAUCGCAAAUGAUACAGUGGCGGUGUCACAAAAUCCUCUUCAUUUCUGGAAAAAUUUAACCACCCUUACGGUGGAACAACGUCAGUCACCAACUUAUCGCCAUAUGGCUACAGUGCCACUUAAAGAUGAAUCUCAUGGUGGUGAAGAUGUUAUUGUCUUUGCCAAUGGCCCCGGGGCAAGUUUGGUCCGUGGUGUUUUUGAGCAAAACUAUUUGGCCUAUAUUAUGAGCUAUGCCGGUUGUAUGGGACCGGCAAAGGAUUUCGAUGGAACUUGCCGAAAUAGUUCCUCAUCUAUUGCUGCGGCAACCACAAUGCCAUUGAUCGUAGUUUUGGCUGUGUUUUUAGUGAAACUUUUUAAUUAG